AUGACCCUUCCUAUCCUUACAGUGGUUGGCGCCCUUGGCAACCAGGGGCGAGGUGUCGUUUCCGCCUUUCUCGAAGACAAAGCACAGUUGAAAGUGCACAUCCGGGCCUUGACGUCAAAUCCAUCCUCUGAAUCGGCCCAAGAACUUGCCAAGAAUCCCAAUGUCUCUGUUGUCCAGGUCGACUUGACUUCUGCCGAAAGCAUCGAAUCCGCGCUACAAGGCUCCACGUAUAUUUUUGCCAACACCAGCUUCGACCCAGCAACGUUCAUAGCACAAGGAGCAAAGGCAGCAGAGGAGCUCGAGAACACCCAUAAACUGAACAUCACUCGCGCGGCGUCGAAGGUCGCCACACUGAAGCACCUGGUGUGGUCUACCCUGCCAGAUGCGAAGGCAGCGUCCGGCGGCAAGUACCAUAUCCCUCACUUUCAGAGCAAGGUUGCCGCGGACGAACUCGUCUUGGACGCCAAGAGUGGGCUAAGUGAUAAAACCACAUUUCUUCGUAUUGGAGUGUAUGGCUCCAACUUGCUCAGAGUUCCGCAUCGCCCUGUCUACUAUCCCGAUACAGCCACACAUAUCGUACAAUAUCCAGUGGGCCCAGAUGUGAAAUUCGCAUUCAUUGGUGACGAGGUAACCAACACCGGCAUUUACACCAGAGCGAUUCUGGAACAGCCCGAGAAAACCAUCGGCCGGAUUAUUGUGGGAGUCGCUGACUAUCUCUCGUGUACCGAGUGGGCAGCCAUAUUCCAGAAGGUGCAAGACAAGCUUGGCUCAGGUAGCAAAGUCUCGUUCAAGGAAUGUUCUCUAACGGAAUACGAGGAGAAAUGGGGCGGUAUCGGAACUGAAAUCGGUCUGAUGAUGUGCUAUUUUAACGAGUUUGGCGAGAGAAGCUUUACCACGACUACAUGGGGCUGGCCAGUCAUAACAGCUGGGGAUCUCGGGAUUGAGCAUGACUUGCGCAGCACAGAGGAAACAAUGCUGGGCUUGGAGUGGCCAGCCCAUAAUUAG
Clonostachys solani is the source of this 1005-nucleotide messenger RNA. The record is from the annotation of a GenBank genome assembly. NCBI's taxonomy places the organism in Eukaryota, Fungi, Ascomycota, Sordariomycetes, Hypocreales, Bionectriaceae.